Messenger RNA from Aphis gossypii (cotton aphid), 981 nucleotides. RefSeq names its product 52 kDa repressor of the inhibitor of the protein kinase-like. The transcript has a single exon. Bases 1 to 981 code for a protein of 326 amino acids. The record is from RefSeq and is a predicted model, not a curated record. Gene Ontology annotation, molecular function: protein dimerization activity. NCBI's taxonomy places the organism in Eukaryota, Metazoa, Arthropoda, Insecta, Hemiptera, Aphididae.
AUGAACUAUUGUGAUACACAAUGGGCUGAGAGACAUGAAGCUAUUGCAUUAUUCAAAGAUAAUAUUUUACCUAUUAUAGCAACAUUAGAACAAAUAAUGUCUGACAAUAAAGAUGAUGGUUCAAUAGGUCGCUCAUUCCACAAAAAAAUCUGUGAUUUUGAGUUUAUUAUUACUCUAUUUACUGUUAACAAAUUGUUAGCUUUAACGUAUCAAGUAUCUGUUAAUCUCCAAAAGUCUAAUAUUGAUUUAUGUACAGCUGUUGAAAGUGUAGAAAAUGUUCAAUCAGUCAUCAGUGAGAUGAGAUCAAUUGCCGAUAGUGAAUUUAAAGAAGUAUUUAAAUCUGCUCUUAAUGUAGCUAAUAACCUCAAUGUUACAAAAUUGAUACCAAGAAUUGUCGGUACACAAAAUCAUAGACAAAACCAUUCUACUGAUUCUCCAGAAGUGUAUUUUAGAAUUAGUUUGUUUAUUCCAUAUCUUGAUGAGCUAUCUAUGUCAUUAUCUAAUAGAUUUACCAAACAUAAAGAAGUUCUUUUAAGUCUUCAACAUAUUGUACUAUUUUAUGCGAUUAAUUCAAGUUAUACUAAUGUAUUACAUGCCAUUAACUUUUAUCAAACUGAUUUUGAAGAUAACUUUAAUCCAUCAAUUAUUGAAGGUGAAUGGAGACUAUGGAAAAGUAAAUGGAAAUUAUUUUCUUUAGACUCAUCGAACAGCAUUCCAAAAAAUGCUAUCGAAGCAUUAAAAAAAUGUAACAGAAAUGAAUUUCCCACAAUGCAUGUUUUGUUAAAAAUAUUAUGCAUUAUACCUGUUACUACUGCAUCGAUUGAAAGGAGUUUUUCAACACUAGGUCGACUUAAAACGUUUUUGAGGAAUCAACAAGGAAACGUUAGAUUGUCAGGCCUUGCAUUGAUGACAAUUCAUCGUAACAUUCCAAUCAAUGUAGAAGAAAUAGUAAAUAUGUUUAUAAAAAAAAUAGAAAAAUGA